This is a messenger RNA of Ailuropoda melanoleuca (giant panda), 3165 nucleotides long. RefSeq names its product myotubularin related protein 1 (gene MTMR1). The coding region runs from base 284 to 1996 and encodes 570 amino acids. Gene Ontology annotation, molecular function: phosphatidylinositol-3-phosphate phosphatase activity; phosphatidylinositol-3,5-bisphosphate 3-phosphatase activity. The transcript is spliced from 16 exons. NCBI's taxonomy places the organism in Eukaryota, Metazoa, Chordata, Mammalia, Carnivora, Ursidae. The record is from RefSeq and is a predicted model, not a curated record. Gene Ontology annotation, biological process: phosphatidylinositol dephosphorylation. Gene Ontology annotation, cellular component: cytoplasm; membrane.
ACGUUGGGGUUGGGAGUGGGGACUGGAGGACGUAACCCCGUGGCUGCUGGAGCCGGUGCAGAUGGAGGCAAAGUUACCCUGAUUUGAAAAGCUGGGAUGAAAAACUUCCAAGCUGCUCCUGAUUCCUACAGGAUCACAUGUUGAAUGGUGUAAACAGCUUAUAGCUGCUACAAUUUCUAGUCAGAUUUCAGGUUCAGUGACAUCAGAAAAUGUAUCCAGAGACUACAAGGUUUUCAGGAGGCCUGAUAUAAGGGCUCUAAGAGAUGGAAAUAAGCUGGCACAGAUGGAAGAAACGCCACUGUUUCCAGGAGAAUCCAUCAAGGCCACUGUGAAAGACGUCAUGUACAUCUGCCCAUUUAUGGGAGCAGUGAGUGGAACCCUGACGGUGACGGACUUCAAGAUGUACUUCAAAAAUGUAGAGAGGGACCCGAAUUUUGUCCUUGAUGUUCCCCUUGGCGUGAUCAGCAGAGUUGAGAAGAUUGGAGCGCAGAGCCACGGGGACAAUUCCUGUGGUAUAGAGAUCGUGUGCAAGGAUAUGAGGAACUUGCGACUUGCUUAUAAGCAGGAAGAACAGAGUAAACUUGGGAUAUUUGAAAACCUCAACAAACUUGCAUUUCCUCUUUCCAAUGGGCAGACACUCUUUGCAUUCAACUACAAAGAAAAAUUUCCUAUGAAUGGGUGGAAAGUUUAUGAUCCUGUAUCUGAAUAUAAGAGACAGGGCUUGCCAAAUGAGAGCUGGAAAAUAUCCAAAGUGAACAGUAACUAUGAGCUCUGUGAUACCUACCCUGCUGUCAUUGUUGUGCCAACUAGUGUGAAAGAUGAUGACCUUUCAAAAGUGUCAGCCUUUCGAGCAAAAGGCAGAGUCCCGGUGUUAUCGUGGAUUCAUCCAGAAAGUCAGGCAACAAUUACCCGUUGCAGCCAGCCACUUGUGGGUCCCAAUGAUAAACGCUGCAAAGAAGAUGAAAAAUACUUGCAAACGAUAAUGGAUGCGAAUGCACAGUCUCACAAACUUAUCAUCUUCGAUGCCCGACAAAACAGUGUUGCUGAUACCAACAAGGCCAAGGGUGGAGGGUACGAAAGUGAAAGUGCUUACCCCAACGCGGAGCUCGUGUUCUUAGAGAUCCACAACAUCCACGUGAUGCGAGAGUCCCUGCGCAAAUUGAAAGAGAUUGUGUACCCUUCGAUUGAUGAGGCGCGGUGGCUCUCCAACGUGGAUGGGACGCACUGGCUGGAGUAUAUAAGGAUGCUUCUUGCUGGGGCAGUGAGGAUUGCUGAUAAGAUAGAAUCUGGGAAGACUUCGGUCGUGGUGCACUGCAGUGAUGGUUGGGACCGAACAGCCCAGCUGACGUCUCUGGCUAUGCUGAUGUUGGACAGUUACUACCGCACCAUUAAAGGGUUCGAGGCUCUCAUAGAAAAGGAGUGGAUAAGCUUUGGACAUAGGUUUGCACUGAGAGUGGGCCAUGGCAAUGACAACCACGCAGAUGCUGAUCGAUCUCCUAUAUUUCUUCAGUUUAUUGAUUGUGUUUGGCAAAUGACAAGACAGUUUCCUUCAGCGUUCGAGUUUAAUGAGCUAUUCUUGAUCACGAUUUUGGAUCACCUAUAUAGCUGUCUCUUUGGGACUUUUUUGUGCAACUGUGAACAGCAGCGAUUCAAAGAGGAUGUAUAUACAAAGACUAUAUCUUUAUGGUCAUAUGUCAAUAGCCAGCUUGAAGAAUUUUCUAAUCCGUUCUUUGUGAAUUAUGAAAACCACGUCUUAUAUCCCGUUGCUAGUCUGAGUCAUUUGGAACUAUGGGUAAACUAUUAUGUGCGGUGGAACCCACGAAUGAGGCCUCAGAUGCCCAUUCACCAGAAUCUCAAGGAGCUGCUGGCCAUCAAGGCAGAGCUGCAGAAGCGCGUGGAGGACCUGCAGCGGGAGGUGGCCACGCGCGCCUCGUCCUCAUCCGAGCGGGGCUCGUCACCGUCCCACUCGGUCACCCCCGUCCACACCUCCGUCUGAGGGGCUCCAGAGGGCAGCACUCACGGUGACUCCGGCCGGCCAGGACCUGCUCGGCAGCUCGGGCACGGGACGGUAGCUUGUAAUCUUGUCUUUUAGGCCCAAAUGUCCUCCCACUCUGGAUGGCACUUCCCACCAGUGACCAUUGUGUGGCUAGUGACCACUCCCACUGUCAAGUGUUUUUUGUCCCGUGAACCGUUUCCGUCCAGCGCACGCUUUCCUGCGGUGGCCGCCGCGCUGGGCCCGGGAGCGACACGGGAGCACGGAGCGCAGGGCUUAGGGUUAAGGGGGGCCCGCUCCAUUGCUUUCCGAGGUAAGCCCUUCAUUUUCAGACACACUCCAUUCACUCACAGACCGCGUGCCAGCCACGUGGCUGCUUUCGACUCUUCGCUACACCUCGAAGGCCGUUUUAAACGCGGGCGUCGGGGCGCCCCGCUGUUGCCGCCAGGGCUCCAGUGCUGUCUGCGCCUGGGCCUCCUGCACCGGUUACUGUCGUGUACAUAGAAGGUAUUUUUAAACAAGAGAAACAUGCCUUUAUUUUCCUAUGUCCUUUUUUAUGUUUAGACUAGUCAGUCACCCCGGGAGGUCUCUGCUCAACUGGCCUGGGUGAGACAUUCUUUUCAAACAAAGAGCAUGCCAGUUCCCCGUGGUACAUCUGGAGUGUGGCCCAGUGCCCCACCCUCCCCUGACACUGGUGCUUGCCUCCCGAGGGGGCCUCUCCCCAGCCGCCGCGUCCCCUCCCUGCUGCCCGCUGUUCGAACCCGAGUGAAUCCGCCUUCCCCUCUGAGCUGCCUGGUCGCAAGGUUUCUCAUUUCCCGGACCCCCCUCCAGCUCCGUUCCCCGGCUGCCAAACAGCUCCCUACCUUUCUCCUCCUGGGGCCAGGGCCACGGCGGGCUGUGCCACCCUCCCCUGCCCGCGGGCCCCCCCCCACCCCUUUCCGAUCGACAAGCAGCACAACAGCCCCUUUUCCUCUGUGUGUACCUAGCACACAACCGUUUCUAACACAACUUGAAGUAUACUGUUACCUAAGCAAUUCUUCUUUUUAUUUAAGUAUACUAGAAUGUAAAACAUUCAUGGUUCAGAUUUUUAAAAACUGGUAUAGUAUCGUAUUUGCCUCACCUGAUACACUGUAUUUCAACCUGUAAUUAAAAUAAUAUGUUUGCUCUGUGGC